Molecule: messenger RNA, 2377 nt
Organism: Bolinopsis microptera
Lineage: Eukaryota; Metazoa; Ctenophora; Tentaculata; Lobata; Bolinopsidae
Product: phenylalanine-4-hydroxylase-like
Exons: 13
Coding region: 31-1410 (459 amino acids)
Biological process (GO): aromatic amino acid metabolic process
Molecular function (GO): iron ion binding; oxidoreductase activity, acting on paired donors, with incorporation or reduction of molecular oxygen, reduced pteridine as one donor, and incorporation of one atom of oxygen
Source: RefSeq, a predicted model, not a curated record
UACUAUAUAACAAAUAAUUUGAGCAACAACAUGGAUGCUAAAAAGCGAAGGGAAGGAGAAGAAUCUGCGGGCGCUCAAGGAAUGAAGUCGGCCACAUCGUACGUAUCCACGAUGGGUUCGGAGAAGAUGUCGGUUGUGUUCUCCAUCUCUCAUCAGCCCUCUGCUCUUGUCAAAGCACUCACUCCAUUCCAGCAAAACAGCAUAAACCUGACUCACAUAGAAUCUCGGCCGCUUGCGGAGGACGAGAAUAAGUACAAGUUCCUGUGCAACUUGGAGAUCUGUAAUGAGGACGACGAAAAGAGAUUUAAGAAAGCUAUCGGAGAGUUAAAAGAAAUGUCAGGUAACGACUGUGUAAAGGUUCUCUCCCGGCGAGAUAUUGACACGCAGGACUCAGAAGAAGUGCCCUGGUUCCCCAUUAAGAUAGCUGAACUGGACAGAUUCGCUUCUCAGAUUCUCAGUUACGGAUCAGAGCUGGAUUCUGACCAUCCAGGGUUCACUGACGAGAUCUACAGAAAGAGGAGGAAGAUGUUCGCUGACAUCGCCUUCAACUAUAAACACGGAGAACCAAUCCCUCACGUUGAGUAUAACGAAGCGGAGCUGGCAACUUGGCGGACUGUUUUUACAAAACUUUCUACUUUGUUUGAAACUCACGCAUGCAAAGAGUUUAGGAAGGUGUGGCCGCUGCUGGUACAGAACUGUAACUACAACAAAGACACCAUCCCCCAACUUCAACAAGUCUCCCAGUUCACCAAGGACUGUACCGGCUUCACUCUUCGUCCUGUAGCGGGUUUGCUAUCGUCACGUGACUUUUUAGCUGGCCUGGCUUUCAGGGUCUUCCAUAGUACCCAGUAUAUCAGACAUGGUGCUAAUCCUUUCUAUACGCCAGAACCGGAUGUAUGCCACGAGCUAAUCGGACACGUGCCCCUUUUUUGUGAUCCUGAGUUUGCUGCAUUCUCCCAGGAAAUAGGACUUGCCUCGCUAGGCGCCCCGGAUGAGUGGAUUGAGAAACUAGCGACCCUCUACUGGUUCACUAUAGAGUUCGGGGUCUGCAAGGAGGAGGGAGCUCUCAAGGCGUAUGGAGCAGGCUGCAUCUCCUCAAUCGAGGAGCUGGAGAAUUGUAUUUCCGACUCGUCCCAGAAAUUGCCGUUCGAACCUGAGAACAUUUGCACCACCAAGUAUCCCAUCACUACUAUCCAACCUGUUUACUUCGUAGCCCCUUCCUUCGCUGAAGCUAAACGCAAAGUCAGGGAGUUCUCUUCACAGAUCCCACGACCCUUCACGGUGCACUACAACCCUUACACGCAAUCCGUUCAACUCAUCAACAAACGAGCAAACUGCGUGAAAAUGAUAAGAGAUCUGGCUAACGAAAUGAAGACAUUGGAAGACGCUGUUAGAAAACUGGAGGAUUAGACGUUUAGGUGGAUUGUUACAUCACGCGUGACUGUUUCGAGUCGUCAUGGUGACGUCACGUGACUGUUUAGUGUUGCCAUGACGUCACGAUAGUGUUACGGAGACGGCAUAAACACGUUUUGAUGUGAACUGAACAGUCAUAUACACCACCAGUGAACUGUGACAGUUUUAUUUUAUAUCAGCUGUUCGUUUGGAACCUGCUGCUGACGUCCGGGCGAGAAUUUAAAAACACUUUUUGAUCGGUAAAAAGCUUUUACUAUUUAUUUAACCUCAGCUGCUAUAACAGUAUAAGUAGUACAACGGUAUAAGUAGUAUACUAUUUAAUUAUUACCACUUAAUAAUUAUAUACUAUGUUAUAAUUAUAGGUAUACAUAUUCAAGUGUUCCCAGAUACAUUUCAAUCAUUCUGAGCUAGAUGUAUUCUUAAUAACAGGUCAGUGCACUAUUAGAGGGUGAGAUGAACAAUUCAUUUUGUUUGGGGGCCAAUUUCAGGUCCAUUCCACCCCUAUCUACAGACCUGUUAGUAUUAUCUAUACCUUAGCAUUAUUUUUAGCUUGCAGGUUUAUAUUAUAUGCAGCUGUAUUUCCAUGGACGCUAUCUUAAGUGAACGUUCGCAUUAUUGAAGAGAUAUAUAUUAUAUAAAGUAAAUUAGUCUUACUAGUUAUAAGUUUAAUUGGAACUUAAUUGUUAAUGAUCUGUUAGUUACAUAAUAACCAUAAUUAAUUAAAAUUAGGUUUGUUACUUCAUAUUGCAUAUAAGUAUAACAGUUAGGUUUAAAUAUUAAGUAAAAUCAUAGGAACAGUUAUUGAAUAGGUUGAACUAGAAUCUAGAAUCUAGUUGUUAAUUUUAUACGAUGAAAAGUAAAAGUAAAACCACGUGAUUUAAAUCAGCUUAUUUUCAGAAUUAAUAAGUUAUCAAUUAUUAAAUAUUUUAGUGUGGAUACAGUGACAAUUUAUUUUCGGCUUCAA